Chironomus riparius is the source of this 1530-nucleotide messenger RNA. The record is from the annotation of a GenBank genome assembly. NCBI's taxonomy places the organism in Eukaryota, Metazoa, Arthropoda, Insecta, Diptera, Chironomidae.
AUGGAGAAAGCAUUCGUUACGACAGAAUAUACAUUAGAGGAAAUGUCAAACAGUUCAUGGAUAGCUGAGUAUGGAGAAAAUAUCAAAGAAUCAAUUUUAUCAAAUUUAAGCGUAUCCAGAAAUAAUAUAUUACACAACACCACUCAAAUUCCACUUUAUGACAAUAGAGGAAAUUAUACGAAUAUGGAGAGACAUCAGAUAACUGAGUACAUUUAUUGGUACAAUCUCCUAAAUGAGCAUUUAAUCAAGCGUUUAUCGCAAAGAAUUGGGCUCUCUGUUGCGAAGCCUGUAUGGAGACAAAUUAUCGCCUAUAAGAAUUUAAUAGAAGCAUUAGAGCAUAUCAGCAUAUCAGCCAUACUCGGCGGUAGCUUUCUUUUAACAGGAUAUUUUCAUCCAUAUGACUAUCGUGAAUUCAUACGAACUCAUUCAUUGUCAUAUGAGCAUUUAAUAUCAGCAAAGCAUUUCCUCCAACGUGACACAAUUUUCGAUCCUCAAAUUGAAGCUGAUCUGAUCAAAUGGUAUAAUAAAAUUUUUCAUAUACAUUUAUCUACAAUAUCGAAUGCGACAAAAUAUGUUGAUCUUUCGACUGAUGUCAGGCAGGGCAUUAUUAGUGAGAAAAUGACAACAGACAAGGAAUAUGGAUUGGUUUAUCUACAUUUUAUGGAUGAAAUUGUAUUGCCUCAAAUUAGAGCUUCGCAACAAGAAAUUAGAAAUGAAAUUAGUAUAACACUGGAUAUGGAUAUGGGUGAUGCCAAAUUUGUGAAAACUACAUCUUUAGUUCUACUUCUAUUAGUAAUAUUUUUAAGUCCUAUUAUAAUCAUAUUAGUUAAAAAUGCAACGACGACAAUUCAAAAUUUUGCGAAUGUUUUAGUUGAAAGAACACAUCAGUUAAAAAAUGAAAAGAAUAAGUCAGAUAGAUUGCUAAGGCAGAUGUUGCCAUCGACUGUUAUACGACAAUUAAAGCAACAACGACAGGUGAUUGCUGAAAGCUUUGAGAGCGUAACAAUAUUUUUCAGUGAUAUCGUUGGUUUUACUUUCAUUUCAUCAAAUUCAUCACCAAUGGAAGUUGUUUCAUUACUGAAUCAACUGUAUCGACUGUUUGACAUUCGGAUACAAAAAUAUGAUGUUUAUAAGGUUGAAACAAUUGGUGAUGCAUAUAUGGUUGUUAGUGGCUUACCAAAGAAAGCACCUGGUCACAAACAUGCCUCUGAGAUUGCAUUUAUGUCUCUAGAUUUAAUAACAAGUGUUUCGAGCUUUUACAUACCACAUCGUCCAUUUGAGAAGCUACAAAUAAGAGUUGGAGUUAAUUCGGGUCCAUGUGUUGCGGGUGUUGUGGGAACAAGUAUGCCACGUUAUUGCCUAUUCGGCGAUACAAUAAAUGUUGCAUCCAGAAUGGAGAAUCGUGGGGAAGCAAUGAAGAUUCACGUGUCAGCAACAACAAAGGAGCUAUUGGAUCAUCAUGGUGGAUUUAUGUUAGAGAAAAGAGGAUCUAUUGAAAUAAAGGUAAAGCUAAUUUUAAAUGGCAAGUGA